Prunus persica (peach) is the source of this 3384-nucleotide messenger RNA. Its product is annotated as pentatricopeptide repeat-containing protein At2g13600. Bases 395 to 2515 code for a protein of 706 amino acids. Gene Ontology annotation, molecular function: protein binding; RNA binding. Gene Ontology annotation, biological process: RNA modification. Lineage: Eukaryota; Viridiplantae; Streptophyta; Magnoliopsida; Rosales; Rosaceae. The transcript is spliced from 5 exons. The record is from RefSeq and is a predicted model, not a curated record.
UCCUUCUCUCUCCUCGAUGUCAUUUCUCAUUUUUGGGAUGCCCCAAACUGUCACGGCACCAUCCAUAUUUCAGUAACAAUAACCAAACCAGGGUUUGUGUUGUUGCAUUGCGUACAGUUUGGGCCCAAAUUUGCGCCAAUAAAAAGGACUUAAUAAGACAACUGUGCCUUGGAUUGGUUCUUCCCUCCUCUGAUAGGAGGAAGAAGGAAGUCCCAACUCCAGUAAGUAAGCUCGCUGUGAUGUCGUCGUUUUCGUCUGAAACCUGGAAUUUGGAUAUUCAAUUGCAGUCGCUGUAAUUGCUAUUUGUUCUCAACUGACUAAAAAAUCCUAGGAGACAUAGAUUCAUGUAUUCUCAUUUCAAUGCUGCUUAAUUGAUUGUAGCAAAGAUAAUGGAAUGGGAACUAGACAUGGAUUGUUCAAACAACUUGUGGGUGACCUCUCUUUCCUCGACUCUACACCCUUUGCGAAGCUCUUGGAUUCAUGCAUUCGAACCAAGUCAGCACGCGAUGCACAUCGCAUCCACGCUCGUGUCAUCAAAACCCAAUUUUCCUCAGAGAUUUUUAUCCAGAAUAGGCUUAUUGAUGCUUAUGGAAAAUGUGGUUGUUUGGACGAUGCACGUAAAUUGUUUGAUAAAAUGCCUCAAAGGAACACUUUCACUUGGAACUCCAUCAUAAGUACAUUAACGAAGUUGGGUUUUAUUGAUGACGCUGUGCAGAUUUUUAGGUUAAUGCCUGAGCCUGACCAGUGCUCGUGGAAUUCGAUGGUAUCAGGGUUUGCCCAGCAUGAUCGCUUUGAAGAAGCUUUGGAGUACUUUGUCAAAUUGCAUGUGGAGGAUUUUGUGCUUAAUGAAUACUCGUUCGGUAGUGCUCUUAGUGCUUGUGCAGGUUUGAGAAAGUUGAAAAUGGGUGUCCAAAUUCAUGCUUUUAUUGCUAAGUCAUGUUACUCGUCAGAUGUUUAUAUGGGAUCUGCACUUAUUGAUAUGUACUCUAAAUGUGGGAGUGUUGCUUCUGCACAAAGAGUUUUUGAUUGGAUGAGUGACCGGAAUACAGUUUCUUGGAACAGUUUGAUUACUUGUUAUGAGCAGAAUGGUCCAGCGAGUGAAGCCCUAGAAGUUUUUGUGAGGAUGAUGGAUGGUGGGUUCAAACCAGAUGAGUUAACUUUAGCCAGUGUGGUUAGUGCAUGUGCAAGCUUGUCUGCAAUAAAGGAAGGUCAGCAAAUAUAUGCUCAUGUCAUAAAAUGUGACAAAUACAGGGAUGAUCUUGUUUUAGGCAAUGCGUUGGUUGAUAUGUAUGCAAAAUGCAAUAGAUUAAAGCAAGCCAGAUGGAUUUUUGAUGGGAUGCCUGUUAGAAAUGUUGUCUCCGAAACAUCAAUGGUAAGUGGAUAUGCAAAAGCGGCAAGCGUAAAAGCUGCAAGAUUGAUGUUUGCAAAGAUGAUGGAAAGGAAUAUAGUCUCUUGGAAUGCACUUAUUUCAGGGUACACACAAAAUGGGGAAAAUGAAGAGGCUGUUGGACUCUUUCUCCUCCUGAAGAGGGAGUCUGUUUUGCCAACCCACUAUACAUUUGGGAAUCUACUCAAUGCUUGUGCAAGUCUAGUUGAUCUGCAGCUUGGCAGGCAGGCUCAUGUACACUUAUUGAAACACGGAUUUAAGUUCCAGGUUGGGGAAGAGCCUGAUAUUUUUGUGGGAAAUUCUCUAAUAGAUAUGUACAUGAAAUGUGGAUCCAUUGAAGAUGGAUGUCGGGUGUUUAAAAGUAUGUUGGAAAGGGAUUAUGUCUCCUGGAAUGCCAUGAUUGUGGGGUAUGCACAAAAUGGUUAUGGGACUGAAGCUCUCGAAAUAUUUAGAAAAAUGUUGGCAUCUGGGGAGCAACCUGACCAUGUCACUAUGAUUGGUGUUCUAUGCGCUUGUAGCCACGCAGGGUUGGUUGAUGAAGGAAAAGAAUAUUUUUACUCUAUGAGUGAAGAGCAUGGUUUGGUACCAUUGAAGGACCAUUAUACAUGUAUGGUUGAUCUACUUGGUCGAGCUGGUUGCCUUGAUGAAGCCAAACAUUUAAUAGAGGUCAUGCCAAUGCAACCUGAUGCUGUUAUAUGGGGGUCUUUGCUUGCUGCUUGUAAAGUUCAUCGUAACAUUACCUUAGGGAAGUAUGUGGCGGAGAAGAUCUUAGAUAUUGAACCUAGGAACUCUGGACCUUAUGUUCUUCUCUCAAACAUGUACGCCGAGCUCGGGAGAUGGGGUGAUGUUGUAACAGUAAGAAAGCUGAUGAGGCAACGGGGAGUUAUCAAGCAGCCAGGUUGCAGUUGGAUUGAGAUACAGGGUCGUGUGCAUGUUUUCAUGGUGAAAGAUAAAAGGCAUCCUCAAUGCAAGGAAAUACAUUAUCUAUUGAAGUUGCUCAUUGAACAGAUGAAGCAAUCCGGAUAUGUCGAAGAUGCUUGUGAUCACGAUAUUUGUGAAGAACAUGGUGAAACAGAACUAACCUCAUUGUACGACAUUGAUAUGUUGGAAGAUGCAGCUCUCGGGUGAUUUGCCUACAAUAUUGUUUUCUAAAUGCACCCCAAUAUUUUCCUCUAUAAAAUUUGAUAAAUACUUUUCUUCAUUCCUGGAAACGAAAAAGAAAAUAAAGCCCAAAGAGUUCUGUCACAAUUCAUUGUUAUCAUGCCUAUUUUCUGAAUUUCAUAUUAUGGCGGACUGGGCUACCUGCCUAUUAUGGGUCUGCUGUGCGGUUGGUACAGCACUCAAUUGCUCCAAUUGAUCAACUUUCGUGUUACUAAGCAUCCAACAAUAUGAGCAUGAUAGGAUUGAUUGCUUUGUGUCAUGAGGAUGGAUCUUGGGAUGCUUCCAACGAUGAGUUGAAGCAUGUACUUUGGGCAGGUAGUGGCAGAAGAUGCAUCACCAAUUCCACACGGUGAUGGUUCACUGGUGAUGGCUUUAUAGCGGGAAAAGAAGCUUCUUCACAAGAGGGAUUUAAUAUUGGCUUUAGGCAAUCGGUGCUGCUUGGGUUCAACUGGGGCCUUGUCGCAAGAAGUGCUUUGGCUUAUCUUCCAGAUGGUUUAAGGGAGAAGUUGAUUGAAACAGAGGACAAAAGGACUGGAUUUCAGGGCUCUUUCAACAACAGAUGCCCUUAAGUUAGAUUAUUUAAGCCAUCAGUCACUGCACGAAGCUGAUUCCUUCCUCCCCACAAGUCACACCGGAGCUGAGAAACGGUGUUUGUGUCCCUAAAUGUAGAGGCCAAGGAUCCACGAAAUAUGACUUAGAAUUGAUACCAAACAUAACCACAAGGCUGAGAUUCACCGAAUUGAAAUCACAUGACACCACUUAUAAAUGGAUAUUGAUUUCGUAAGUAAUGCUCUAGAGUUUUAUUGCGAGUAAAAAGUCAUUUCCCUUUAUUCCAA